Molecule: messenger RNA, 426 nt
Organism: Trichoderma aggressivum f. europaeum
Lineage: Eukaryota; Fungi; Ascomycota; Sordariomycetes; Hypocreales; Hypocreaceae
Exons: 1
Coding region: 1-426 (141 amino acids)
Biological process (GO): polyketide metabolic process
Source: RefSeq, a predicted model, not a curated record
AUGGCAGCUAAUAAUGCAAACUCUGCAUCUUUGACCAAGAUCGAAGAGUACCGAGCGCUGUACGAUUCAUAUUUGCAAAAAUGCAACGCACAUGACUUUGAAGGGAUGGAGGAUUUCUAUACUUCACCUCUUCAAGUCAACGACGAGCCCUGGGACCCAAAGAAAGUCACGGCGCAGUUCGGGCCGCUGGUGACUGCGUUUCCCGACUGGCACUGGGAGGUGAAGCAUCUCACGAUUGAGGGGGAUUACCUCGCGCUGCAUUUCAAAGUUACGGGGACGCAUAGGGGGAGUUUCCAGGGAAUUGAAGCUACUGGGCGGAAGAUUACGACGUCGCAGUUUACGUUGUAUCGUGUGGUGGAGGGGAAUAAGUUUGGGGAUGUUUGGGAUCUUGUUGAUGUUGAGGCUGUUGUGAAGCAGAUUUCGUGA